ACUGAAGCUUGUUGAUAUGGGACAUGGAGAAGAAGUUGCCGAACAAUUGAAUCCGGCUUCACCAAUGGAUAGUCUUCCUGAUGAUCUUCUUGUCCAAAUCUUAUCCUUCCUUCCGACAAAACAAGCUGUUUCAACCUCUGUUCUUGCAAAGAGGUGGAGGGUUCUGUUUGCUUCCACUCAUAAUUUUUCCUUCGAGAGUUACUUCUUUUGUCACCCGAGAAAUAAUAAGCGAUAUAAAUAUGAGACUAGCGAAGUUAUGCGAAAGAGAUUCAAUGAUUUUGUGGACAAAACAUUGUCUUUUCAAAUCCAAGGAGGUAAGAAUUUAAAAAAGUUCUCACUUGAACUUUGUAAAUAUUAUAAAGUUGAUGAAGGUGACAUUGACCGCUGGAUAUGUUAUGCCCUCGAACACAGUGUCUCUGAGCUUCAUCUAUGCACAUAUUUAUUCUGGAGUAUUUCUAUCCCAUCCAAAGUCUUCACCAGCACAACACUGGUUAAGAUGUCAUUGAGAUUUUUAAAUUUCCCAAGAGUUCCUCCAGAUACAUAUCUCCCAGCACUAAAGGUUCUCAUCUUUGAUUCAAUGUGUUUUGAGGACAGUGAAUUUUCUGAUGUGUUUCUACCUGCUUGCCCUGCCCUUGAAGACUUAACCAUACAAGGUUACACGUCUAGUCGAAAAUUCCCAUUCGUCAUAUCCAACAAAACCAUUAAGAAACUCUCAGUUUCUUAUUCAUGUGAUGAUGAUGAUGAUGAUGAUGAUUCUAUAAAAAUUUUAUUUGACACACCUAAUGUGGUUGACUUCUACUACUUAGGUUAUCUUGGUGCUAAAUCUCCAUCUCCACAAUGUCGCAUGGAUUCACUUGCCAAGGCGAAAUUGAACCUUUGUUUCCUAGAAGAUUACAAGGGUGAGGUGGUAAAUGGUGCGAAUAUGCAAAGUGGCACGGAUGUGACAGAUCUCAUUAGUGGAAUACGCAAUGUAAAGACCUUUCACUUGACUUCUUCUGCUGUCAAGGUGAUUUUGACAUGCUGCAAAGGUGGAUUACCGGUAUUCAACAACCUCGUUGAUUAAGAUUUUUCGAGUAAAAAACAAGGUUGGAAAUCGCUUUUUCCACGUCUGUUGCGUCGUUCUCCAAACCUUAAAACUCUAGUUCUUUCGGGUCUGGAUUGCUUCCCAUGUAAACGGCAUCGGUUUACUUGGAUUCCCCGAAAUAACCAAAUAAAUAUGUUGCGUAUUAUCAAGUAUCAAGGAUAUAAAAGCGAGCUGAAACACAUUAGACAUUUCUUACUUAAAAUGGAGUGUCUAGAAGUGCUACAAGUUUAUGUUGCAGCUUCAGUGAAUGGCCUCAAAAAGAAGCAACUCAAAGAGGAUCUGUUGAACCUUCCCGCAGCUUCGUCCAACCUCAAGAUACAAGUCAUGUGAUCAUCAUCAUCAUCUUAAUCAUACGUUACUGUUUGUCUAAUUGUCUUCAGUAAUUAAUUAGCAAAAUUUUUUUAGUGAUUUAUAAUUAGGGGACUAUGGUGUGAAUCAUAAAAAGAGACAAAAGCAACU
Molecule: messenger RNA, 1543 nt
Organism: Capsella rubella
Lineage: Eukaryota; Viridiplantae; Streptophyta; Magnoliopsida; Brassicales; Brassicaceae
Product: putative F-box/LRR-repeat protein At3g42770
Exons: 3
Coding region: 17-1063 (348 amino acids)
Molecular function (GO): protein binding
Source: RefSeq, a predicted model, not a curated record